This is a messenger RNA of Lontra canadensis (Northern American river otter), 446 nucleotides long. RefSeq names its product ribosomal biogenesis factor (gene RBIS). Bases 64 to 369 code for a protein of 101 amino acids. Gene Ontology annotation, cellular component: nucleolus. The record is from RefSeq and is a predicted model, not a curated record. Gene Ontology annotation, biological process: ribosome biogenesis. The transcript has 4 exons. Lineage: Eukaryota; Metazoa; Chordata; Mammalia; Carnivora; Mustelidae.
GAUCCUGUGGUUGUAGAUGGUGUCGCUCGGAGCGUGAGUUGUUGCACGAGGAUAUUGAAGACAAUGGCUAAGAACAAACUAAGAGGGCAGAAGUCCAGGAAUGUAUUUCAUAUAGCCAGCCAAAAAAACUUUAAGUCUAAAAACAAAGCAAAACCAGUUACCACUAACCUUAAGAAGAUAAACAUUGUGAAUAAUGAAAAAGUUACCAGAGUGAAUAAAGCUUUUGUAGAUAUACAAAAGGAACUUGCACGUUUCUCAAAAGGCCUUUCCCUUGAACCUUUGCAGAAACAGCUGUUUUUUUUUCCCUUCAGAUUCCUCAGCAGUGUCAUGAAAACAAACCAGUUAAUGUUGAUGAAGCGACAAGAUUAAUGGCUCAGUUGUAAUACACUGGAGAUACAUCAAAUACCCCAAAAAGACCAAUAAAUUAAAUGUUUUAUACAGUUUUA